This is a messenger RNA of Megalops cyprinoides (Indo-Pacific tarpon), 8224 nucleotides long. RefSeq names its product glucose-fructose oxidoreductase domain-containing protein 1 (gene gfod1). The coding region runs from base 506 to 1678 and encodes 390 amino acids. The record is from RefSeq and is a predicted model, not a curated record. The transcript is spliced from 2 exons. Gene Ontology annotation, molecular function: nucleotide binding. NCBI's taxonomy places the organism in Eukaryota, Metazoa, Chordata, Actinopteri, Elopiformes, Megalopidae.
GGGUUGCAACAUCAAUAACAAGCGGCAUUAUAAUAAUGGAACGUUCGCCCUGCACACUUUUUAACCAGUAGUCUUUUCAGGCCGACCAAAAGCAACUGCACAAUCGUAAUUUUCCGUCAACCCUCUGCUGCUAAAGGGAAAAACUGAACCCGCUUUUUUUCAGUAUCUCAAAAAGAGGGCGUUGCAGGAAAAACAGAAGGUGACAUGUCCUUCAUCAGAAAGACGAGUGCACGUUAGAAGACAGGCAUGAGCGAUUGGGAAUGCUUCUGCAGCUUGACUUGUUUGGGAGGAUACUGAAUUAGAUGUGAGGAAUAUCAUUAAAAACCACGACGGGGAGAUGAAUUGAUGUGAAAAUGCGAGGUCUCGGGUGAAUUUGUGCAGGUGGAUGGCUAACCUGAUGUUAUCAAUUCCUUUUCUCCCCGCUCCUGCCGCGUUGCUGUGCUGUGAGUCUACGAUGGUGUCGAAGAAGCCCGGUAGCCAGCAGUAGAAAACGGCGACGCGAGUCAUGCUUCCCGGGGUCGGGGUGUUUGGCACCAGCUUGACCGCAAGGGUUAUCAUCCCCCUUUUGAAGAACGAGGGGUUUGCAGUGAAGGCUCUUUGGGGACGCACUCAAGAAGAGGCGGAGGAGCUGGCUAAGGAAAUGAACGUGCCGUUUUAUACCAAUAGGAUCGACGAUGUCUUGUUGCAUCAAGAUGUGGAUUUGGUGUGCAUUAACCUACCUCCCCCUCUAACGAGACAGAUUGCUGUCAAAACGCUGGGUAUUGGCAAGAAUGUUAUCUGUGACCGAACUGCCACCCCGCUGGACGCUUUCCGCAUGAUGUCAGCGGCUCAGUAUUACCCCAAGCUGCUGAGCAUCAUGGGGAACGUGCUGCGCUUCCUGCCGGCGUUCGUCAAGAUGAAGGAGCUGGUGGAGGAGGGCUACGUGGGAGAGCUGCUGGUGUGCGAGGCGCAGGUGCACAGCGGGAGCCUGCUGGGGAAGAAGUACAACUGGAGCUGCGAUGACCUGAUGGGCGGCGGUGGGCUGCACUCGGUGGGCAGCUACAUCAUCGACCUGCUCACCUUCCUCACGGGCCAGAAGGCGGCCAAGGUGCACGGCUUCCUCAAGACCUUCGUCAAGCAGACAGACCACAUCCGGGGCAUCCGGCAGAUCACCAGCGAUGACUUCUGCACCUUCCAGAUGGUGCUGGAGCGGGGCGCCUGCUGCACGGUGACGCUCAACUUCAACGUGCCGGGCGAGUUCCGGCAGGAGGUGGUGGUGGUGGGCACGGUGGGCCGGCUGACGGUCAGCGGGACCGACCUGUACGGGCAGAAGAACAGCGCGCCCGACAGGGAGCUGCUGCUGAAGGACAGCACGCCUCUGGGGAACGCGGCACUUCCAGAGAAGGCCUUCAGCGACAUCCCCUCGCCCUACCUCACCGGGACCAUCUGCAUGGUGCAGGCCGUGCGGCAGGCCUUCCAGGGCCAGGACGACCGGCGCACCUGGGACGGCCGGCCGCUCACCAUGGCCGCCACCUUCGAGGACUGCCUCUACGCCCUCUGCGUGGUGGACACCAUCAAGAAGUCCAACCAGUGCGGGGAGUGGCAGAACAUCGUGGUGAUGACAGAGGAGCCGGAGGUGAGCCCCGCCUACCUGAUCAGCGAGGCCAUGCGGCGGAGCAGGAUGUCCCUGUACUGCUAGCGCAGCGGGCCGGCCGACCGCGGGCGGGGGAGGGGCGGAGGUGGGACAGCCAGCCGACAUCACAGGAAGUGGUGGGCGGGCAGUGUAGGAAGUGGGGAAGGUAGCCUUCCACAGAUUCCACCCAUCACUUGAAGGAGGAGGAGUGUGUCGGAGGCUCGUCUGUGCUGGCUGGCAGCGGAGAUACGGCCGAGAAGUACCUCCUCCCUGAGUCUCCAUCAGCUGUUUGCCAGCUAUGCUGACCAACACGGAGGUCUGGGGCUUCUUCAGAAUCCACACGGAAACAGCAAUACAAUCUUCCUCCCGCCACCUCCUCCCCUCUUUACAGCCAGUUACAAACUCCAUCUCAUACUGUCUGUGUGAGAGGGAAAGACUAACUCAUGCUUUUUCAAACGCCACACAACGCCAGGAACAACGAUAGUGCUGAAGUUUGUGUGUGCGCGUGUUUGUACCUCCUUGUAGGUAAUUGUGGUACACUGUUGGACUGAGCGUCCUGUGUCUGUAACUCUGUGUGGACCCGAAAAAAAUCAAAACAACUAAAAAUCAAUAGUUUGGCUAGUAGGGCUCUCCCGUUAUGUAUGCAAUAAAUACGCCUGGAUUUCCUGAGGUUACAUCGUCAUGCCUGAAACAAGGGAAUGCCCGCUGCCUGUUCCACCACUAGAAGAUGAUGUAUGUUCGGAUGCAAUACACGUAACUAUUCAUCGACAUGAAUGAAACCCAUUGCUGUGCUGCGGGGUCGUAAUAAAAGCACGUCAUGCCUGUUAGGGGGUGUGUUUGUUCCGAUCGCUCCAUGAAAUUCCCCAAGCUUGCUAUUCAGAUGCAAACUAUGCCUGUUGUAUUUGCAUGCCUAAAAAAAGCCUGUUGUCUGUCAGCAAAGACUUUGAGUAUAACAAUCAGAAAUGGCCUCAGACGCAGCUCUCCAGGAUAACUGCUAGGCGGGGCCGUGGAAGGUAGCAUGCAUGAAGCUGGACCAGGCCAUACCCACUUUUCAAGCCGUGGUCUCCACUCGUGGCCCUGCUCAAAGGAGCCUCGGACAGGAAGCUAACUGUCAAAGACGUGCCCUUGGCGUCAUUUGCCGUAAGGACAGAAUUGGUAGCAAUGUACAAAGUGGGCACAAGAUAAAAAAAACUGUCAACUCGGUGUACUAAUAUGGUCAGGAUGUUUCCAAUUAUGAUAAAAUUGGAUAUGUGAAAGCAGAGAAAUCAAUGCCUCCUCUUUCACACAAAGAACUAGACAUGUAGCUUAUGAUUUAUCUUUCUGAAUCAGAGCACACAUUGACCUACAAGCCAAAAGAUUGAUUUUUAUUUUUUCAGUGUUCAGCUGGUGGUAUUAAGCAGGCCAUUUCAGGGUCUCCAUGCUGUAGCCCACAGUCCUUGGAAUAUAUAGGCCUACAUAGAAAAUAAAUGUGUGAACUUUUGUUAAAAUCUACAUGUUUGCAUUAUAUUUGUUUUAAACUGUCUUUGAGAACUCUGCUGUAUAUAACUGAAAUAUGAUCUGAUACCCACUCAGUUCAUUAUAGUAUUUAUUUUUGUUGAAAUGUUUUCGAGUGUCUAGUGAGAUUAAUGGAAGAGAAGCCUUUUGGUAAGGACUUCCUCAAUAUGUUUUUCCACUGUGAUGACAAGGGCCUUUAAAUGUGACCCUCUCCUGGUCCUACUGAAGAGACAUUGUAGGAGCAGGAAGGGACAGAGGGCACUGUGACCUUAUUUCAGGAGCCUAAUGGAGCGUUUCAGGGGCUUUAGUCACUACGUUUGUGACACAGUCACACAGAAACGGACUGAUGGGCGGGCGGUGUGAAUCAGCAGCAACACUGUCCUGUCAUGUUUCAUUGAUCUGCUUUGGCUAAUUAAACCACAGGGUUUAAGUUGGGCAUCUCUUGGCCUGUAAGACUGCUGUGACUGGGGAGGUGUGAGCACAUGCUCUCCAGGCUCCUGAAAGUAUGUCGCGUGGCAGUUUGACCCAUCUCGCUUACACAGUCUCUGAUCCUGCCUGAUGUCCAUGCACUGGCUUUGUAAAUUGUCGUUUACAGAUGUUUUGAUCCAGGCUCUGCUAAUGAUUCAGUCAAAGUUUGUUUUUUAUGAUGCAUUCCUUAUGGUUCUCUUAACUGUUUUUUGUUCUUGUCUGACAAGAGUUCCAUUAUGGUUGCUUGGUGAUUUACACAAGCAUGUUUGAGAUUAAACAGUUUCCCCGCUCAAUAUUCACAAGGGCCAAAGCAAUCCAAAAAUAUGAUUUUCAUUCAUGUUCCUUUUUCUUGCUUUUGGGUUUAAGUGGUCUGUGACUCUUCAAAAAUGAGAAAGACCUGGAUGCCCAGUUGUAGACUCAUGAAAAUGUCCAGCUGUCAGACAAUGUGAAACAUGCAGGUCUAUGCCAGAGAGGAUCAUGUAAACGAGAUCUCAUGUUCGUUAGGAAUUUUUGUUCAGGAAUUGACUUUCACUGUCAUUCUUUGUUGAAGCUGUAGAGUCUCCCCUUUAAUCACUGAGGAUUUUUGUCAUAAAGUGUGCCUUAUAUGGGUGGAAGCUAGAAAACUAUGAAGAUUCUUAAAAAUGUAUUAUCAUUUCAGGUGUCUAAAAAUUGGGAGAAACAUUAAAAAAAAGACAACAGAAUGUGAUAUUAUUAGGUAUGACACCUGAUCACUUAGCGUUCAUGUUUCUCCUGGCCAGGACAUCGCCCGGGUUUUCCCAUUUUCACUCAAUGUUCAGAGUUCUUUGUUUUCAGGGUUUUACCAGAUAAGGGGCACCUUAUUGCACAAUAAACCUCAGGGAGUUGGGGGCUUCCAUAUUACUUAGCCUCAUGAUUUGAUAAUCUCAUAAUGAAAACCCAUCUCACUGUGGGCCUGUCGGUUUAAUCCCAGGAAGAGGUGGUGUGUGAUUGAUGACUCUGAGGGAAUAAGUGUGUGAAAUCCAAGGUUACGCUUCCUGCAUAGAGUGUGAAGUGUUCUGUGCUCAGCACCCCCACUGUUAAUGACUUGACUUUUUUUUUCUCAUGUGCCCUCUGAGCCAAGCAAAUGGUAAAGAAAAGCUGUGGAUGUGUAUUAUGCUUGGUUGAUGUAACUCGGGUGGGGGUCAAGGAAGAGUGAACGAUGCGCAAUCCAAGCGGUGUUCUCUGAGGCCUUAAACGGAAAAAUGACCUGUAGCAUGGAGGUCAGCUUAAUCCUGGGUCUUCCAGAGUCUGUCCGCCAUUACGCGUGGCGGCCGGGGUGAGCCGUGCCUUGUGGAGGUGUGUGAUUGGACAAUGCCUGUUCUGACCACACCCUGCUACUGUGGGGUCAUCUGUGUAGUGUCCAAUGGCUUUGCACAAUCCCCCCCUCAAUAAAACCGAGUGGUCUGUAAAUUGAAUCUGAUUAAGGGACAGAUGUAAUCAAACAUUUGAAUCACCAAAUUAUUUUUUGAAAAUUAGCAACCCUGUACUAAUUGCAAUUAAAGUAUUGUUGUAGUGCUUUUUAGCAUUACAAGUGCAGAAAGAAACUAAACUGAUAUUAGCACCAUGUACUGAAUAAGCUGUUAGCAGACAAGGUGAUGUUUAAUUGUAGCUGCAGUAAGGCAGUGACAUUGGAAGCCUCCUCUUAAUCAGUUGCCUUUAUGGCAUUGCACCUGAGGGGAAUGUAGGUAAGAAGAAUUUGCAAAGUGGAACUUAAUGAAAGAUUAUGUAAAUGUUUUGUAUUUAUGGUGCUGUCUGCCAUGCAGAGGAAUAAAGAUGCAAAACAUUGCUGGCAGCAAUGUUAUAUUUAGUAUCCGUUAUGAAUUACUGCAUCACUUUCAUUAAAGCUAAGAAUUACUGUACAUAAUGUCCUCAAGCCAGCGGUUCUCAGUUGGGAAGUGGGAAAGUGAAAUUGCAUCACGUUCACCCCCUUUCAAGAAAACACGAUAGUUCUGCCCAGUCUAGCAUCUCAACCGGCGUAUGAGGUCUUUACCUCCUUCAGUCUCUCCACAUUUUUCCAGGCAAUUAGAGAAAAUACCAAGUCUCUCUUCCGUGACAUUCUAAUGGGGAACACCCAUUAGCACUGAACUUAACAGUAGUGUCAUAAAAGAGAAGAUUGAACAUGGGUCAAUCCAGCCAACAAAGGAUCUCAUUUUAUCCUUUUUCAAAUAGAACACCAUUCUCAAUUGAACGCGGGCUUGUGUGAUUUACCUGCCAGGAAUAGAUCUGCGUUAAAUUGGUGUUAACAGCCCCCCUCCUCCCCCCAUCCUCUCUCAUAGUUGCAGGAUUUGGACACCUGAUUGAUGGGUCUUUUUGAAUUGGAGGGCUCUUGAUGUACCACAAGUCAUCUUUGCCCCCUCCCGCACAGGCUGAGAGCUCUUUGAAAAAUGCUUUUAAUCACAGAAAUAAUUUCUUUUCCAGCACCCAUGUUUCUGAUGCCAGAAAUGCUGAACCCAAAGGCUAAUCCAGUUUUCAUGCACAGGGUUUCUCUUUAGAGCACAACAUCUUGCUCUGUGCUCUAAUGACAUUGCGGUACUGGCAUACAGCAGAGACACCUCCUGCUUCCACAGAGACAUGGUUAAAAUGUACAUUGUAAAAUCAGAUGGUGCCAGUCACCUCAUACUGUAUUCCAGUAGGCCUGUGAUGAAAUGCUGUGGUUGCAAUACAGAGACUCAGUCAUGAGCUCACAGAAUGAUUUGCUCUCAGAGGUAGAUUGGCAGCAAAGACGUAUUUUAAGCAGUCUCUGUUUUUGAGGGGUUUUCUUUCAGGCCCUUAAUGAAUUCAUGACCAAAUGAGGAGUUUUUUUUAUUUUGAUAUUUAAAGUAACAAAUACAUGAUAAAUAUUUCACAAAUGUGGAUUUUUUAAUAUUCCCUCGCUAUAUGCACACCAAUUAAUGUCCAGUGUCAUUUUUAUCCGUGAUAACUAAAAUACAAUGUGCUCUUCAGGUCAUCAGCAUUUUAGUCCUAUUGAUUUCUGUUUGAUUAAUUCAAUUGUGACAUUAACAUUAUCUUUGAAUUAUUACCUGAGCAACUGGAAAAUGUAUUAUCUGUUUUGUUUAGCAGGUAUUGCCCGUAACAUACUAUCAGUGUGUGUUUGUAAGCAAAGUCCAUGAGGCACUUCCUGUCCAAGUGUACAUGAUACAAAAAGAAAGUUGUGUUGCCAAGAACAGACUGUUCAAUUACUGUAUGUCUUUACUCAAUUUGCCUGUGGCUUCUUAGGCGUGUCUGGUUCUCUGCUGAAAACUUGAAAAAAUGGAAAGAUGUUACAACUCAACUGUUAGUGCGUGCGUGUUUUGCUUUGUUUGCCGAAAUGUGAAUUCAUGUAUCUCCUUCCGUGGGCAGCAUUUACAAACUGUUGGGGGGUACGCGUUGAGGGGUACGGUGGAGGAUGGGUGAUCCACAAGGAAUCUGCCCUGGAAACAGUUUGGAACGUCUAUAGGCAGGCUCCAACCUUUCGCCUAUAGUUCUGCUGCGACAUUUUGAUUUGAAAGCCUGUUGUUCUUGAAGCAUUAUUAAAUUGCAGUGCUUUCACCCAGAGAACUCCAAAUCUGUCACUCAAAUCUGCCAAACCCCUGCUGUGAGAUAUAAUCUGUUCUGUCUCUUAUCUGUGCAUUGGACCUCCCCCACUGGAAGGCUACACAUAUGGUUUUCAGCUCUAACGUAAUUGAUAGCAGAGUGGCUCAGCUGGUAAUAAUAAUAAUAAUAGUAAGCAUCACAAUAAUAAUUUUAUAAUGAUUUUAUUAUUUUUUCCAUCUUGUCAGUAGUUGCUAAUGGCUUAGGGACAGUGCUCACACUUGAAGAAGUGUGUCAGUUAAGGACGGGAAUCUGAGCUGAUAUGUGGGGCACUAAGCUGGCCAUCUGACACGUCCCGCUUCGCACCGUAGCGCCUGAGGUCACGCCGCUCAUUGUGGGAGAAACAACCUUAAAGAGGUGCUUUUUUUGUGCUCCCACAGAACUGUAUCCUAGCAACCGGCCUGCACUGCCACAGUGCCAAACCCAGUCCAUCUUGGAUGUGCUUUCCCGUUCAGGCUCAAAGUGAGGGAAGCGUGGAGUGGGUGUGUAGCGACUCGCACAAUGCCAAGUGGGAGAGGUAGGGCGUCUCAUGUUUUGAAUACCAACGAGACUUCUCCAGCACCAUCUGCACUUCUGGUUUGGAAACCUAGAUGGCUCAGAGCGUUGGCGCUGCAAUAUCUGUGGUAUCAAGCUUUCUGAGGUACACUGGUCCCCUGGACAGCCCACCUCUGGGAGAGGUGAAUAACACCACUGUAAAAGUCUUCGGUAUAGGAUUGAACCUACAAUCCUGUUGAACGUGACUCCAGGCUUAAAAAGAUCCCCCUGGCAAAUCUCUCCUCAGUUCCGUAGCCCUCGUCUCCUUUGUCUCCAUUGUAUUUUUCAUGUUUUGUAAGACCCUCUUACUGUGGCCAUGGCGACUGGGUAUGGUUGAAAACCCUGUGCGAGUCUGGUAUACAGUGUCAUCCCCCCAGCCACAUUUGUGAAUGCUGCCUUUUACAGUUACUGUACAGCUGAACUGUUCACACUGAAGGAAAUGUCAUUUUGAUGCUGUAUUGAUGUUGACUAUAUUUAUUGUAUUUUAUGUAUAUUGUGGACGCAUGGGCCUAUGUAUAUAUAUUUUGA